CCGAACUGCAUCACUGCAUAUCAAUCGUCCUUUGAGCCAUCCUACAACUUUCACUCUUCGCCGUAUCUCCUAAUCAACUGUUCUGCCUCAAGCCUCCGACACCCUAAAGCCCUCGACCUAUCUACCUCCAGUGGCUUGAUCUCUCUCGCGAUCCCUACACCCUAUAUCGUCAAGUGCAAGUCCGCAUUCAAUCCGCGUAUCCGAGCCUCCUCCGCUUUCUGCCAGUCCUAGUCAGUUCCGGCAUCGCCAUUUGUUUGCCACCACCGACUGUCUAUCCGAUCCCCUCGUAACGGCGACAAAGCCGCGCUCUGAGUCUUGACAUUUCACAGGCACUGUAGACUUCCAAGUCGAGCAUUUCUUAAAGGACUGCUCACCACUUGACACCGCGCACAGCCGCCCCCUGCACCACCAUGAGUAGUCCCAAGCGGAGGAUAGAGACAGAUGUGAUGAAGCUCAUGAUGAGCGACUACGAGGUGACACUGGUGAAUGACAACAUGCAAGAGUUCUAUGUCAUAUUCAAAGGACCAUCAGAGAGUAAGAGCAUGACCACUAUUUCAUAUGCCCAAUGAUGGCACUGAUCGAUACCAUAAGACGAACGAAGACUGACUGGACGACUUGUGCUUUUGUAGCACCUUUUGCAGAAGGGAAAUGGAAAGUUCACGUCGAAUUACCCGAUCAGUAUCCAUACAAAUCGCCUUCCAUUGGCUUCGUCAACAAGAUCUUCCAUCCAAACAUUGACGAGGGGUCAGGGUCGGUAUGUCUAGAUGUCAUCAACCAGACCUGGUCACCUAUGUUCGACAUGAUCAACAUCUUCGAAGUUUUCCUACCCCAACUCCUCAGAUACCCCAAUCCGACAGACCCGUUGAACGGAGAAGCGGCAGCAUUGCUGAUGAGAGAGCCGCGGAGCUACGAUGCGAGGGUCAAAGAGUAUAUUACGCAGUAUGCAACGAAUAUCCACGCGGAUGCUGAUGAGGACGAGAACGAGACAGAUGGGGAAUUGAGUGAGGUUGAGGACUUUGAUAGCGACGGCGAGGAUGAACCAGCUGGAACCAUGGAGGAUGUAUGAUGAUGACUACGAGCAGAAAUGCAGCACAGGGCGUUAUCUCGAUGUUUGGUUAUAUACAUGGGCGCCUGGUGUAACGAAAUGGGUCAAUUGACGGGAUGGGAAUCCGAACGGAAACAGGCAUCUAGUUCUUCUGUAUGGUUUGAGUCCAGCUCAUUUUUAUUGUCGUCCAAACAAGUCAUCCCAUCUCAUCAAUGAAGUCGUCGCUGUAUCAGGCUGUGUGCCUUCAAG
Molecule: messenger RNA, 1294 nt
Organism: Exophiala oligosperma
Lineage: Eukaryota; Fungi; Ascomycota; Eurotiomycetes; Chaetothyriales; Herpotrichiellaceae
Product: ubiquitin-conjugating enzyme E2 8, variant
Exons: 3
Coding region: 566-1066 (166 amino acids)
Biological process (GO): ubiquitin-dependent protein catabolic process; protein polyubiquitination
Cellular component (GO): nucleus
Molecular function (GO): ubiquitin conjugating enzyme activity
Source: RefSeq, a predicted model, not a curated record